Diaporthe citri is the source of this 1533-nucleotide messenger RNA. RefSeq lists its product as uncharacterized. Gene Ontology annotation, molecular function: pre-mRNA binding; U6 snRNA binding. Gene Ontology annotation, cellular component: U2-type catalytic step 2 spliceosome; Prp19 complex; U2-type catalytic step 1 spliceosome. The transcript is spliced from 3 exons. Bases 1 to 1533 code for a protein of 510 amino acids. NCBI's taxonomy places the organism in Eukaryota, Fungi, Ascomycota, Sordariomycetes, Diaporthales, Diaporthaceae. The record is from RefSeq and is a predicted model, not a curated record.
AUGGCACCCGGCAACGUUACUCCGUUCGACGAGGACGACACAGUUCCUCAGUCCGAGCAGAUAAUAAUGAAGUGCUGUCAGAAGACACGUGCGUUCAUGCGUGACUGCGAGUGUCCAGUCCCUCAGGGUCCGUGCAUGGCACCUGAGAUUGUUUUCACACACUACCGCCCCGAAUGUGUUUGCUUCUCUUGUGAGUGGCUAAGGGAGACCAAAUUGUUUUACAUCCCCAACAGGAUUCCGGGACGAUCAGGGCAGCAGGUUCAGAACCCCACGUACGCCGGGGGCAACACAGACGAUGUGCUCACAAAGGAUUCAAGUCAUCCUUGCACUAUUGUCCACCCGGUUCUUCUGAAUGAAAACCCAUUACAGUGGGAAUGGGUCAUCCGCCCCGGCGACGAAACCCAGCUCCCGUUCCUGGCUCCCCUCGACCAAAGUUCCGGUGUCUUGAGGGUCACCCUCGACAGCAAUGGACAAUGGAAAGCACUCUACGCAAACGGCACAUGCUCUCCUCUCCGCCAUGAUACACGUCCUUUCUGGGACAAGCUUUACCGUGAUUAUGGCUACGCCCAAGGAUAUAGCCCAUAUGGUCCCAAGGGUGACAGCGGAUCCAGCCUCACUCCGGAUCAGGUAAACCCGGCGGACUACAAGCCACCACGGCUGCCAAACAAGUCCCGCGAAAAUUCCGCCGCGCAGAACAACACGACCUUGUUUAUCGGCGGCAUCAACGAAAGCGUGACUGAUGAGAAGCUUGAGCAACUCUUCCUGCAGUUCGGCCAGAUCACCUACGUGAACAGGCCCCACCAGACCAGCGGAUUUGUUCAGUUCGCGUUGCGUCGCGACGCGCUGAUGGCCAUGCUCCAGAUGCAAGGCGUCCCCAUCUACAACUGCCGGCUCCGCAUUUCCUGGGGCGAUCCCAAGGUGAAGAAUCAGUGGAGCAUCCAAAGAAGGGCUGGACAGCGGCCUUUCAAGGGCAAUAAGCACCAACAUCUUCAGCAGCCCCAGAGCGUGCCACAGCAAAUGACCCAGGGCUUCAACGACAUGCCAGGGCCUCAGAACCAACAGCAGCAGUACGGGAUGCCUGAAUGGGUCUACGCUCCUGUUCCCUACACAUUCUAUUAUCUUGGACAGGGUUAUCAAUACCCCAACCAGCAACAGACGGGAUAUUGCCCUCAACACAUGGCUCAUCCACCACCACCGCCUCCUGCUCCGGUCACAGCGCCUCACCCUCAAUCAGCCUUGCCACAAGGCGCUCAUGGUGGCCAUGCAUCCAGCUUGAACGCUUCAGUAGCCUCGUGGAAGGGGAGUCUGAACGGCAAAGACCCAGUCAUUGUCCCCUCUGACGCGGUGCCUAAUCCUUCCCAAGAGUCACACGGCCAACCAGCUCCUAGGUCAAACAGCGCUUCCUCACUCGAGUCUAACCAGCAGACAAACGGAUCUUCUGGAGAUGAGAAAGACACUGUUGCAUUCCUCGGUCAAAGUGUGAGUGUGGUCAGGUCUAUGGAGGAGAGAUAUACAUACGACACCAAGAGCUGA